Molecule: messenger RNA, 1602 nt
Organism: Neohortaea acidophila
Lineage: Eukaryota; Fungi; Ascomycota; Dothideomycetes; Mycosphaerellales; Teratosphaeriaceae
Exons: 5
Coding region: 283-1389 (368 amino acids)
Biological process (GO): butanediol biosynthetic process
Cellular component (GO): cytoplasm
Molecular function (GO): (R,R)-butanediol dehydrogenase activity; zinc ion binding
Source: RefSeq, a predicted model, not a curated record
CAAUGCCUCCGGGGGCUCCCGCCAGGCGCUUGCUCCCGAGUCAUAUGAAACUCUCCAGAUCCUUCCCAAGCUUGUGUAAUACGCCGAGUGACAGCGAAAGGUUACAGUCAUGCCACAGGCUUGCGCGGACAGGUCCGCGCACGCGCUCUAGCCCUCGGCGGGGUCACUCCCCGUGGGGCCCAUUGGCACGAGGGGUUGGCGCGCAACGUAUAAGUUUGGCAAGCUGCCAAAACGAGGCGGGGAAAGCAUAUACCGUGCUCACCGCGUUUGCAAUCCGACACAAUGGGAGGUACAAUGAAGGCCGUUCGUUUCCAUGCUGCCAAAGACAUCCGUGUAGAUGAAGUGCCCAUCCCCGAACUCAAGCCGGGUUGGGUCCGAUUGAAGCCUGCGUUUGUCGGUAUUUGCGGCAGUGAUCUUCACGAGUACGAAGAUGGGCCGCAUAUCAUCCCCCCGAAGGGAAGCCCGCAUGUGAUGACCGGCGAAGCUGCUCCCAUCACCAUUGGCCAUGAGUUUUCCGGAGUGAUUGACCAGGUUGGUGAAGGGGUGACGGGCAUCGAAGUGGGCGACAAGGUUGCUGUGCAGCCGACGAUUUACGAUGGCGGAUGCCGUGCGUGCAAACGCGGUCUGACCAACUCAUGUGAUUCGUUUGGCUUCAUCGGCUUGUCCGGCUGGGGCGGUGGCAUGGGGGAAUACACGACUGCUCCUGCCGAGUACAUCAAGAAGCUGCCGAAAGACAUGGACCUUAAGAUUGGCGCGUUGAUCGAGCCUCUCGCGGUCGCAUGGCAUGCUGUUGCCAAUUCGCCCUUGAAAGCCGGCGACGCCGUCUUGGUGCUCGGUGGCGGCCCCAUUGGUCUGGCCGUUGUUCUAUCGUUGGUGGCGAAAGGCUGCAAGAACAUUACCGUGGCUGAAAUCUCCGGAAGACGACGACAGUUCGCCAAGGAUUUCGGCGCGCAUCACGUCGUCAACCCAAUCGAGGAAGACGUAGUGCAAAAGACGAAGGACCUGACGGGUGGCGAAGGCGUCGAUCUCUGCUUUGACGCGGCCGGCGUGCAAAAGGCCGUUGAUUUCGGACUGGAAAGCGUCAAGGCUCGCGGGACAUUUGUCAACAUUGCCCUCUGGGGAGCGCAGAGGGUGGCGCUGAACAUGACGCACAUGCUGUUCGGGGAGCGCAAGUACGUCGCGACGGUCACGUAUGUCGAUGGCGACUUCGAGGCGGUCAUCGAGGCGGUGCACCGAGGCGAUCUCAAGGCGGACGGCAUGAUUACCAAGGUCAUCCGACCCGAUGAGGUGGCCGAGGAGGGCUUCAAGGCGCUGGUGGAGGACAAGGAGAACCAGGUGAAGAUUCUGGUGGACAUGUCCAAGGCCAAGGAGGUCUCGACGACGAAGUAGGAGUUCGUUGUCGCUCUUGAUAGGUGGUUGUAUGUGAAAUUGGCCGCGCCGUUGGCCUCUCCCUUCAUUGUUCCCAGGUGGAUGGUGAACAAGAUUUCAUGCGAGACGGCAGUGAGAUACCUUAUGUACCUUAUGUUACCUCGGGCAACAUGGGAGACAUUGAUGGCAUGCGGUGAGGGAGGGAUGAGUUGAGCUUCACCCCCGGUCCGUGCG